Manihot esculenta (cassava) is the source of this 1236-nucleotide messenger RNA. RefSeq names its product syntaxin-71-like. Gene Ontology annotation, biological process: vesicle fusion; intracellular protein transport. Gene Ontology annotation, cellular component: endomembrane system; SNARE complex; membrane. Bases 206 to 1003 code for a protein of 265 amino acids. The record is from RefSeq and is a predicted model, not a curated record. Lineage: Eukaryota; Viridiplantae; Streptophyta; Magnoliopsida; Malpighiales; Euphorbiaceae. The transcript is spliced from 9 exons. Gene Ontology annotation, molecular function: SNAP receptor activity; SNARE binding.
GUUAGCGGCUCCAUUGGCAAGUAAAACAGAGAUUUGAGUUAAAGUUGACCCCCCAUAAUCUAUGAAAAAUAAAAAGAAGAGGAGGAAAUAGUUACAGGCUGGUGGUUGUUUGAAAGUUGAAAGGGGCUGAGAGCUGUUCUCUCAACUGGCAAGCUAAAUACCUUCACCCAACUAACAAAUCGGACUUGAAUCUGUCAGAUUCAAGAUGAGCGUCAUCGACAUUUUAACCAGAGUUGACGCCAUCUGCAAGAAAUAUGACAAAUACGACAUCGAAAAGCACAAGGAUCUCAAUGUCUCCGGCGACGAUGCUUUUGCUCGCCUCUAUGCCGUCGUUGAGAAUGAUAUCGAAGCAGCUCUUCAGAAAGCGGAGCUUGCUUCAAAAGAGAAAAAUAAGGCAUCUGCUGUAGCUUUGAAUGCGGAGAUUCGUCGGACGAAGGCUAAAUUGCUAGAGGAGGUCCCUAAGUUGCAGAGAUUGGCUAUAAAGAAGGUUAAAGGGCUCUCAACUGAAGAGCUUACUGCCCGUAAUGAUUUGGUCCUUGCAUUACCAGAUCGGAUUCAAGCAAUACCCGAUGGAACUGUACCUGCUCCCAAACAAAGUGGAGGUUGGGGGGCUUCGGCAUCCCGUACUGAAAUCAAAUUUGAUUCAGAUGGACGUUUUGAUGGUGAAUACUUCCAAGAAAGUGAGACAUCUAGUCAAUUCAGGCAGGAGUAUGAAAUGCGUAGAAUGAAGCAGGAUCAAGGUUUGGAUAUGAUUUCUGAAGGUUUGGAUACCCUGAAAAACAUGGCUCAUGACAUGAAUGAGGAGUUGGAUAGGCAAGUUCCUUUGAUGGAUGAAAUUGACACAAAGGUAGACAAGGCAACAGCUGACCUUAAAAACACCAAUGUUAGACUCAAAGACACUGUUAACCAGUUGAGAUCUAGCCGGAACUUCUGUAUUGAUAUUGUUUUGUUGUGCAUAAUUUUGGGAAUUGCUGCCUAUUUAUACAAUGUGCUCAAGAAGUGAUGCUAAAACAAUCUCUUCUCAACCUAAUUUGAUGGUGCCUUGGUGUUGGCUUUCUCUGGCUUUGUUUUGUAAUUUGAGCCUUUAGGACUUCUUAUGGUGUGUUUGCAUUUACAUUUUGUCUCGUAUGCUCGGAAAUAGAUUUUUGCCAUUCACGUAAAGAUUUAAGAAUUCAUUCAUAUGCUGUUUUUUAUCAUAUUAAUCAAACGAUAUGGACUUUCACCAUUUUUCUUUUA